GAGAGAGAGAGAGUAUGUGUGAUGAUGAAGUAUGGCCUUAUGAGUGAAAUAAAUAAAUUUGAAUUAUUAAUUGUUUUUACUGGUUAAAAUCUAAAAAAAUAAUUUUUUAUUUAUGGUAUUGUGGAUAGUUUUGUGAUAAAUAAAUUACUAAUUUCUUGUAAAAAAUACAGACAUUCUUACAAUUUUAAGGAAUUCAUUUACAAGGAAAGAGUUCAAUUGUUUCGCUAUACAGUAAAUAUCCAGUGACUGAGUAGCUCUGUUUGUGUAGCCGUUAGAAGGAAGGAGGUCCCAUGCUCAAGUUCAAACCCAACCACUUCUACAGACGUUGUUUAUAUUCAUCUUCUUAUGCAACCAACUACCUUGAUUCUCACAUCAACUUGUUCCUCUCCAACCAAACAACAGAUCCCAAAUCUCUCCUCCAAUCCCACGCCUUCAUCAUCACAACUGGCCACACGAACAACCUCUUCAUAGCAUCAAAGCUCAUUUCUUUUUAUGCUUCCAUCAACAAACCCAACUCCUCCUCUCGAGUGUUUGAUUCGGUUUAUUUCAAAGACACCUUUCUUUGGAACUCCCUAAUCAAAGCCCACUUCUCUAAUGGCAAUUACUCACAAGCCCUUGAAUUUUAUCUCCGAAUGCGUUUAUCUCAUGUCCUACCGAACCAUUUCACUGUUCCGAUGGUUGUUGCCGCCUGUGCCGAGCUAUCUUCGAUGAACAAUGGCAUGAAAAUACAUGGGUUGGUUUCAAAAAUUGGACUUUUUGCCGGUAAUUCUGCAGUUGGGUCUUCGUUCGUUUACAUGUAUUCCAUGUUGAAUUGUAUGGAAGAUGCAGCUCUUGUGUUCGAUGAAAUUCCUAUAAGAGAUGUGGUUGCUUGGACUGCGCUUGUAAUUGGGUAUGUGCAGAAUGAUGAAAGUGAGAAGGGUUUGGAGUGUCUUUGUGAGAUGCACAAGAUUGGUGGGGAUGGGGAGAGACCGAAUUCUAGAACCUUGGAAGGUGGAUUUCAAGCUUGUGGGAAUUUGGGGGCUUUGUUAGAGGGUAGGUGCUUACAUGGAUUAGCAGUAAAAAAUGGAAUUGGGUGUACACAAGUUGUUCAAUCUUCUGUUUUGUGUAUGUAUACCAAGUGUGGAACCCCUGAGGAAGCUUAUCUUUCAUUUUGUGAAGUUGACAAUAAGGAUCUUAUAUCGUGGACAUCUAUUGUUGGUGUUUAUGCAAGAUUGGGGUGUAUUACCGAAUGCGUAUGUUUGUUUUGGCAAAUGCUAGCUGCUGGAAUAUAUCCAGAUGGGAUUGUUGUCAGUUGUCUGAUUUCUGGUUUUGGUAAGUCCAUGAGAGUAUCUGAAGGAAAGGCCUUUCAUGGGAUAAUCCUGAGGAGAAAUUAUAUACUUGAUCAUAUGGUUAAAAAUGCAUUGUUGUCAAUGUAUUGCGGGUUUGGACUUUUGGCUCUUGCAGAGAAGUUUUUUUACAGAGUACAUGACUGGGACAAAGAGAUUUGGAACAUAAUGGUUUAUGAGUAUGGUAAGGUAGGACUGGAAUCAAAGUGCAUAGAGCUGUUUAGGGAAAUACAACAUCUAGGCAUUGAAUUUGAUUCAAACAGUUUGUUAUCUGUGAUCUCUUCAUGUUCACGAUUGGGAGCAACCCAUUUAGGCCAGUCACUUCAUUGUUAUGUAAUUAAAAGCUCGAUGCAUGAGAACGUCUCCAUUGCCAAUUCACUAAUAUACAUGUAUGGUAAAAGUGGAAAUUCAGUCGUUGCAUGGAAGAUAUUUUCUAGGACACAGAAGGAUAUUGUCACGUGGAACACAUUGAUUUCAUCUUAUAAUCAUAGCGGUCAUUCUGCUGACGCUUUAGGACUCUUUGAUAAAAUGGUUUCAGAAGGCUUCAAACCUAAUGUAGCAACACUGGUUACUGUACUCUCUGCUUGUUCUCAUAUUGCAUCUCUAGAGAAAGGAGAACGGAUUCACAAUUACAUCAUGGAAGGAGGGUUUGAAUUUAAUAUAUCUCUUGCUACUGCAUUAGUUGAUAUGUACGCAAAAUGCGGGAAACUAAAGAAAUCAAGAGAAAUUUUUGAUGCAAUCAAAGAAAAAGAUGUUAUUUCUUGGAAUGUGAUGAUUUCAGGUUAUGGUACGCAUGGAGAUGCAGGAUCUGCACUAGAAGUCUUCCAGCAGAUGGAGCAGUCAAAUGCUAUUCCCAAUGAACUUACCUUUCUUGCUGUUCUCUCAGCUUGUACUCAUGCUGGGCUUGUUGAGGAAGGGAAGUGCCUGUUUGAUAGAAUAAGGGACUAUUCUCUGGCCCCCACAUUGAAGCACUAUGCUUGUAUGGUAGAUCUCCUUGGCAGGUCAGGCAAUCUGCACGAGGCUGAAGAUUUGGUUCUCUCAAUGCCCAUUGCUCCGGAUGGGGGUCUGUGGGGUGCUUUGUUAAGCGCUUGCAAAAUUCACGAUGAUACUGAGAUGGGUAUAAGGAUUGCAAAGCAUGCUAUUGAAGCUGACCCAGAAAAUGAUGGCUAUUAUGUAAUGAUUGCUGACCUGUAUACCUCUCUAGGGAGGUGGGAGGAGGCGGAAAAGGUGAGAAUGAUAAUGAAGAAAAUGGGAGUAAGGAAGAGAGCAGGCUGGAGUACAGUGUAGCUUACAAGGAAUGACCAUCUUUCUUGGUGGUUGGAGCAGGGCAGGGCCUGUAUCUCCCUCUACCUCUGUUGCUGAUAUCAGUGUGCAUAGCUCUGAUACCAGAAUUGAUAAUGCACCAGCGGGAAAGAGGGGAAAAACAGAGAAGGUGAAGAGAGGGUGAGAUAGUUACAGUGACAUACUAGUUAAAUGAGAGAGUUACCUGUAUCGCAUUUGUCUGAACUUGGUUGAUGAGCAUUUAGCUCCUUAGUUGCAUCUAUAACCAGGACUAAAGAGUGAUAUUCUCCCCUGCCAUCCUAAUGGCCUUCAGGAUUAUCAUUCUUCACAGGUGAUCAUCAAAAUUUAGGCAUGUACCUUUUGUCUGCAACCUGUUUUGUCCAUAAGGUCAGGAGUGUUUAACUUCCAAAUUGCAUCUGGAAAAACAAUAAGAUAAGAGGUCUAACAAAUGCAGGGGGAGAAAAAAGGGAAAAUAAUUCUGCUAGUUCCAUCCAUAUAGUCAUCAUGGAUGGUCUCAUGCUCUAUUUAGGAUCACAAAGGUCAUGAAGGCAAUUGUUAGCCACUCUUCUUCAAUUGUCCUGUUUCUAUUCAUGUACAUUGGCUUAUGAAGGAGAUUUGAAGGCUUGGAACAAAAACCUAGAAAAUGACUAGUGCAGUUUUUUCUUUCCAUGCCCAGUGGAACAGUUCCUUGUGAAGAAAUUAGAUCAGCCACACCUGGACACAUAGCUUCAUAUCAGGCUGCGUUUAUUCAAUGUGAGAACCACUGCCCUUACUUUUGAUGCCCUCAAGAUUUGAACCUUGUGUUCUAAACCAGUUGUAUCCGUUACGAAGCUCGAUAAGUUAAGCGUAAAUUUGUUCUAAAGUCAAGAGAAGAGUUGCAGAACUCUAUAAGAAACAUGAGAAGGAACUCAUAGAGGCAAACAAAAUUUUGUUAAAGAUUGAGGAUGAUCAGUUCUUAGACCUUAUGACUGUGAAAACUGAAGUUCAAUCUCCUUGUAAGGAGCCUUUCAGUAUUUAAAAAGUUGUACUUAAAUCUAAAGGUUCAAUAAAUGAAGUCAAGCAAAUUGCACAGCUUCGGAUCAUUAUAAAACCAAACCCAUGCAUUGGAGUUGGGCCUUUAUGUACUGCAAAGCAGAUAAGAACUGAAGAGAUAGAUCAUAUAGCUGAGAGAGGCGUUGCUGCUCAUUAUAGUGGGAAAGGUUUUGUUACUGGAUUGGUUGGACAUGCAAUGCCUAAGGGUAGAAGUUCAAGAGAGAAAAUAGUUUGUCUUCAUAAUGCAAAUAUUGCCCUCUGGGUAAUUUUACCUUUGUCCUUGCUAAAUUUUGGUAGUUUAACACUCUUCCUAGAAUGAAUUUGCUGAUAAACUCUUUCAAAUAACCCGACUUUUGGUAGAAGUCCUUUCUUCCCCCCAGAUUGGUUGGCUCAAUAAUAUGAGCUUAUUCAGUUCCUUCCUUUUUGCCUUUCUUUUGAGUUGAGAUAUUGGUUCCUCUUUUCCUUUUUGCUUUGAGAUAAUAACCGUUUUGCCUUUCUUCCUUUUUGCUUUGGAUUAUUAUUCGAACAUUUGAUUUUGUGAGUAAAUUGAUAUUUGUUUUGCAAAUAUUAAUAGUUGGUAUAAGGAUUUUGUAAA
This is a messenger RNA of Camellia sinensis, 4233 nucleotides long. RefSeq names its product Pentatricopeptide repeat (PPR) superfamily protein. The record is from RefSeq and is a predicted model, not a curated record. Gene Ontology annotation, biological process: RNA modification. Gene Ontology annotation, molecular function: protein binding; RNA binding. NCBI's taxonomy places the organism in Eukaryota, Viridiplantae, Streptophyta, Magnoliopsida, Ericales, Theaceae.